CCUUGUGAGCUUGGAGCCCGUUUUGCUGACCUGGAUCAGAAGCAGAUUCAGCUCAAUCUUGACCUGGAGCUGGCCAAGACAAACUUGCAAAAGGCCAAGAAUGAAGCCACUGAAACAAUGAACCAGGCUCUGGCACAGAAGGAUCUGGACCUCGCAGCCGCGCAGAAAGCAGCCGAAGAGAAAACUGCACUCGCUAACCAGAAGCUAGCUUCAGUCGGCAAACUGGAGGAAGAGAAUGCCAAGCUGAAAACUACCCUUGAUGAAGCCAACAGGGAGGCGACUCGUCUGAAGAAGGACAAGAACAAUCUGACCGAAAAGAUGGAAGGCAUUGCUCGCAAGCGGGGCGAUUUGGAGAACUAUCUAGGAGGGCUUGCCAAGAAGAUGUUCAUCAUGCUUGAAGGUGCUUUCUUUUGUCCGACUGACUUGUUGAUGUCGACUCGAUAUAUAACCAUUGACUCAUCGUUGUAUUGUGCGUGCAGAAUUUUGCCAGAACUUCGAGGAAGAAACUGGGCGAGUUGAGACAAGCUUGGACUCCAUCCUCUCUCCUGUGAAGGACGAAGCUGCCAUGAAUGUGCUCUGACUGGAAUCACGUGUCGCUGGUGUUGUCGACUACCUUGCUCGUAUGAAGGUCGCGGUGUUGCGAAUCGACACAGCACUCUGGCCAAGGGCGAUGCUCCAAAAUGACCUCGAGUCUCUGAUGGCUCGACUUAACGAGGUUCCUGGUCGAGUGCUGGAAUGGAAGGAGUCUUCUGCUCGAUGCGGUGCUGAUGUGGCUCUAUCCCUGGUUCGUGUCCACUGCAAGGAAGCGCGAGAAGAGAAGCUAGCAGCAAUCAAGGUUUCCAAUACCAAAAGGCACGACUUCCAAUCUUUCAUGGAAACCUUCAUUGCUGCCGCCGCUCGGAUUGCUGACGGAAUCGACCUGGACGAGUUCGUCGAGCCCGCUAGCCCACCUCCUGCAGAGUGAACAAACUUUAUGCCUCACCUUAAAUUUGCCUCGGGAUGCCGAGUGAUUUUGUAACCGUUAAACUCCUUCGGGCUUGGUGCCCGAGUACUUCAAUCCGUGGUCUGGAA
Aegilops tauschii subsp. strangulata is the source of this 1071-nucleotide messenger RNA. The record is from RefSeq and is a predicted model, not a curated record. Lineage: Eukaryota; Viridiplantae; Streptophyta; Magnoliopsida; Poales; Poaceae.